Eublepharis macularius is the source of this 2454-nucleotide messenger RNA. It is a transcript of the gene SLC35A3, whose product is annotated as solute carrier family 35 member A3. Gene Ontology annotation, molecular function: UDP-galactose transmembrane transporter activity. The record is from RefSeq and is a predicted model, not a curated record. The transcript has 9 exons. Gene Ontology annotation, cellular component: Golgi membrane. Bases 413 to 1393 code for a protein of 326 amino acids. NCBI's taxonomy places the organism in Eukaryota, Metazoa, Chordata, Lepidosauria, Squamata, Eublepharidae. Gene Ontology annotation, biological process: pyrimidine nucleotide-sugar transmembrane transport.
GAAGCCCCGGCCGGGCGGAGUGGACGCAGAGAGGGAGCAGGGCGUCUCGGCAGGGACAGAGCCCGAGGUGGCCCGAGGGAAGCGGGAGCUGUUCGUUUGAUAUGGGGUAGCCAGGGUGACAGACAGACCAGAGGACGGGUGCAGAAGGAGAUCGGAAGCCUUUGAGCUAGCCCAGCUUUCAGUGGCUCGGGCGCCAUGCCUACGAUAGGACAAGUAGUCCUGAGGGAGAGAGUGUCUCUGAACACGCGUAGAGUUCCUUUCCUCGGUGCCAGAUUCUCCGACACAAAUAUUAUGAAGCGUAAACGGAUGUCACAAUCUCCAAAAUGAACUUGGACCCACUAAUGUGUCUUUGAGCAUUAUAAAUGGGAAGCUACAUACUGUUACCUGCACUCAGAAAAGUGAAAUUCAAGCUAUGUCUACCAACUUAAAGUACCUUUCCUUGGGGAUAUUGGUCUUCCAGACAACAAGUUUGGUCUUGACUAUGCGUUACUCUCGGACGCUGAAAGAGGAAGGACCCCGCUAUUUGUCUUCAACAGCAGUAGUUAUAGCUGAGCUUAUGAAGAUUAUGGCCUGCAUUUUGUUGGUUUACAAAGACAGCAAGUGCAAUUUAAGAGCACUCAACAGAGUGUUACAUGAUGAAAUCCUUAACAAGCCAAUGGAGACCCUAAAACUUGCUAUUCCAUCAGGGAUUUACACACUACAGAAUAACCUCCUGUAUGUCGCCUUGUCAAAUCUAGAUGCAGCCACUUACCAGGUCACGUAUCAGUUGAAAAUUCUUACCACCGCCUUAUUCUCUGUUUCUAUGCUCAGUAAAAAAUUAGGGGUAUAUCAGUGGCUUUCAUUAGUGAUUUUGAUGACUGGCGUUGCAUUUGUACAGUGGCCAUCUGAUUCCCAAGCGGGUGCAACUAAAGAACUUUCAGCCGGAUCCCAGUUCGUGGGCCUUGUGGCAGUCCUUAUAGCCUGCUUUUCAAGUGGAUUUGCUGGAGUUUAUUUUGAGAAAAUCUUGAAAGAAACCAAACAAUCAGUAUGGAUUAGGAAUAUUCAACUGGGAUUUUUUGGCAGCUUAUUUGGAUUGAUGGGUGUGUACAUUUACGAUGGGGAACUGGUAUCGAAGAAUGGUUUUUUCCAAGGUUAUAACAACCUCACCUGGGUAGUUGUAGUUCUUCAGGCACUUGGAGGCCUUGUAAUAGCUGCUGUAAUAAAAUAUGCAGACAACAUUUUAAAAGGAUUUGCAACAUCUUUGUCUAUUAUAUUGUCAACAUUAAUCUCAUACUUCUGGCUGCAAGACUUUGUCCCUACAAGUGUUUUUUUCUUUGGAGCUGUUCUUGUAAUAGCAGCCACAUUCCUAUAUGGUUAUGAUCCAAAGCCUGCAGGGAAUCCUAUUAAAGCAUAGCAGACUCUUCCACACCAGCCUGAUUUGCCAAGACUCUUCAUCCAAGGACCUCCAAAUAACUCUGUACGGAGCACUUCACCAAGCACUGAACAGAAGAGUUUACACUGUAUCUGAAGAACAAUAUGUGAUGUGGCUCAUGGGGAACAAAAAGGGUGGGAAACAAUGUGCUCUUCUGAGGGAAACGGAUGGUCUAGUACAAAGCUUGAAGGAAAACUGUUGCUUCUGGCACCUGCAGUUAGAAAUGCUUCCAGAUUGAACUCUGAGGUUACAUCAGAAUGAUUUAACGAGUUCGACCGCUGCAGAAAUGUCCUAUGCACUCUUCUUGAAAGAGCACGACAAUAUUUGUUGAAUCAUAUAAAAUUUUCUUUUACAAAUUGACUGCUUCAUCUUAGUAAGUAUGAACUUACUGAAUAUCUAUAAAUAUCCAAUCAAUUCAAAAUAAGAUUUAGUUCUACAGUGAUGGCUCUAAUUAGGUAUUCCUCUUUUUUUAAAAAAAUAUUGAAUAUGAUUACAAGGCAUUAUCAUUUCUGGAUUUUUUAUAUAGAGAGCUGACUUAAUAAACAGAAAUUGGUGUUGUAUGAACUUUCAUACAAUAAUGAGAUAUGUUAUGAUUGAUGAGGGGAAGAAUUUGAUAUUUUUACCAUUUGUCAAUCGAAUAAAAAGUAUUGUGUAUGUAAAGGGAUCAAGCAUCUGUGGGAGCUGCACCGAAUGCCCAUUGAAAUGAAUGGCAGCUGCAGAGGUGCAGGGCCUGUCGGUGUGCUACCCCAUUUCUACCAAUGGCAUGGUAAGCUACCAAUGCUGCCGUCAUAUAUGAGUGUGUUCAGAGAACAAUUCUUUUCAUGAUAAGCAAACGGUCUUGGGAUUAACUUAACUGUAGUUUUCGUUGUUUAAAAACUUAAUUUGAAGAAUUUUUUAAAGAUUUACAUGGCUGAUUUUAAAAAUGCAAUGUGUAAAGUUAUUAUAAUAGCUCCUUUUGGAGCCAUUUGGAUGAUAUAUAAUGUGUAUAUACUGUACUAUAUGACAGAGCUUUAAAAAAAUAAUCAUAAACUACUUAACUAAGA